This is a messenger RNA of Ciona intestinalis (vase tunicate), 3303 nucleotides long. Lineage: Eukaryota; Metazoa; Chordata; Ascidiacea; Phlebobranchia; Cionidae. The record is from RefSeq and is a predicted model, not a curated record.
AGAGUGCUCAUAGCUCAUUGUUGUUCUUAAAGUUUUUGUUUAAAAUAUAAAGGAAUGGCAGAAGUAGCCCAACAAUUCAUUAUGAACCUCGUUCGUGUAUUGGAGAAGACUGUUUCAACAGACCAAGCUGAGCUCAUUGCAUCUCAAAGUUAUUUGGAAGAAGCAGCAAAGACAAAUUUAUCUGAAUUCCUGGUGCAGUUGUGUAGCAUACUCGCUGAUACUACCAAGUCAGAUGUGGCUCGCAUGGCUGCUGGUUUACAGAUCAAAAAUUACUUAACAUCCAAAGAUAGUUCAGUGAAGCAACAACAUCAACAGCGCUGGUUGUCUUUGGAAGAAUCCGCUCGAUCUAAUAUUAAGAACUUGGUGAUACAAGCACUUGGUACAGAAGUAACACGACCAUCCUCCGCAGCACAAGUAAUCGCCGGUAUUGCUUGCGCUGAAAUACCACUUGGUCAGUGGCAGGAGUUGAUAUCUCACUUGGUAAUGAGUGUCACAAAUAAUGAAUCAAGUGCCCAACUAAGAGAAGCAGCUUUGGAAACAAUCGGAUACAUGUGUUCAGAUAUGGACCCUGAGCACCUGAUGGGACACUCCAACGAUAUUCUAACAGCAAUCGUGCAAGGGAUGAGGAAAGAUGAAACGAACGACAACGUAAAACUUGCAGCAACCAAUGCAAUGCUUAAUACACUCGAGUUCACCAAAGAAAAUUUUGAUCAUCAGAAUGAACGAAACUUUAUCAUGCAAGUUAUAUGUGAAGCCACACAAGUGGAAUAUACAAAGAUCAAGGUAGUUGCAUUGCAAUGUAUGGUGAAGAUUAUGUCUCUCUAUUACAAAUACAUGGAAGCUUAUAUGGGCCCUGCAUUAUUUGCUAUCACAGUGGAAGCAAUGAAAUCAACUGAUGACGACGUCGUUCUGCAAGGAAUCGAAUUCUGGUCGAAUGUUUGUGAGGAGGAGAUGGAUCUUGCUAUUGAGCUUACAGAGGCAUGUGAAGCUGGGAGACCACCGGAGAAUAUAAGCAAGUUUUAUGCUAAAGGAGCUCUGCAGUACCUUAUACCUAUUCUUGUUGAACUACUUGCUAAGCAGGAAGAACUGGAUGAUGAAGAUGAUUGGAAUCCAUCCAAAGCCGCAGGUGUUUGUCUCAUGUUGCUUGCCACCUUAUGUGAGGAUGAUGUUUUACCAUUGGUUGUUCCAUUCAUCAGUUCUAAAAUUCAAGAUCCAAACUGGAGAAUGAGAGAUGCAGCCGUCAUGGCAUUUGGUUCCAUAUUAGAAGGUCCGUCCACUGAUAAAGUAAAGAGCAUUGCCCUUGAUGGGAUGGCAACCUUUAUUAACCUUCUAUCUGAUGAAAGUGUGGUGGUGAGGGACACUACAGCUUGGGCUAUUGGAAGAAUCUGUGAAUUGAUUCCUGAAGCUGCAUUGAAAGAAGAAUACUUGAUGCCGUUGUUAUCUGCGAUGGUUGAAAGUUUAAACAGUGAACCUCGUGUGGCUGCCAACAUUUGCUGGGCAUUCUCCUCGCUUGCUGAAUCUGCAUACGAAGCUGCAGAAAUCACUGAUGAAGAUCCAGAGACUUACUCAAUGUCCGGUGUUUACGAUAAAAUACUUGCUAAACUUCUACAAACCACUGACAGGUCUGAUGGGCACCAGAACAAUCUACGAAACGCAGCUUACGAAGCAAUUAUGGAAAUGAUUAAAAACAGUCCCAAAGAUUGCUAUGAAGUUGUCUUGCAAACCACAACCGUUAUCAUGCAGAGAAUACAAGCAUUGCUACUUAUGGAGACUCACAUUCAAUCCACAAGUGACAGAUCUCAUUAUAAUGAUUUACAAUCGUUACUUUGCGCAACUCUACAAAGUGUCUUGAGGAAAGUUAAGGAAGAACAUAUUGAAAAUAUAUCUGACAACGUGAUGUCAUCUCUUAUUCAAAUGCUUAAGUCCAGUGGUUCUGGUGGUGUGCAGGAAGAUGCUUUGAUGGCUGUUGGUACACUGGUUGAGGUUGUUGGCACCAAGUUUUUAAACUACAUGGAUGCAUUCAAGGAAUAUUUGAUGGCAGGGCUGCAGAAUAAAGCUGAGUAUCAGGUAUGCAUCGCAGCAGUUGGUGUUGUUGGAGAUAUUUGUCGAGCUGUUAACCGACCAAUAUUGCCAUAUUGUGAUGAAAUAAUGGGCAUUCUAUUAACCAACUUAUCUGACGCUGGUGUGCACCGUAGCGUGAAGCCACACAUCUUGUCCGUGUUCGGAGAUAUUGCGCUCGCGAUCGGUGGAGACUUCAGGAACUAUUUGCCGAUUGUUUUACAAACAUUACAACAAGCUGCGAGUGCACAAGUUGAUAAGACGGAUUAUGACAUGGUUGAUUACCUCAAUGAACUGAGGGAAAGUUGUUUGGAAGCUUUCACUGGAAUUAUUCAAGGAUUGAAGGGAGAUAAUGAAAAAGAAAUAAGUCCUGAUGUUAUGCUGGUUAACGAACACAUCAUGUUUAUCCUCUCGUUCAUUGAAGUUAUCGCCAAGGAUGAAGAUCAUUCGGAGGGAACGGUGGCCGCAGCAUCCGGACUUAUUGGAGAUCUUUGCAUUGCAUUUGGACCAUCAUCAGGAGCUCAGUUGUUGAAGUUGAUUGACAGCAAAACCUCCAUCGCUGAGCUAUUAACUGAGGGACGACGUUCGAAAACGAGCAAAACUAAAAGUUUGGCUUUAUGGGGGACAAAAGAAAUUCGAAAACUGAAGAGCAAAGCUUGAAUGAUAUCUGGUUGAGUUCUUAAAUCACAUCCAAGCCCACAAGUAUGAUUGUGCAUUGUGCUUAUGAACAAAUGCGUGUAGUGUGGUUGCCUGUGAUGUCACAAUUCCUUCUGUGACUUGCGAGAGUUCAAGUGAGAUGAUGAGUUUCAAAUGUUCCGAAAUAAAAUCUACAAAUCUCGUUUCAGCUUGCCUUUAACUAAUUUCCAAUUCUUCUAAACCGAUCUUUGCUUGCGUAUUGUGUUUACUUGAAUGCCUGUGUCACUGUGCCUUAUGGUGUUGGGGAAAUUGUGAGAAAAUAAAAUGAAUAUGUGAAUAAAUGAAGAAAGUUGCCAAACCUUGUGUGUAAAAUUGAGAUGCAGUUUUGAACAAAGAAUUUGUGAAAUUCUAUGAAUUGUUUACUUGACGACCAAAUGUGAUGACCACUGUUGACUGUGAUGUGUUGUGCGUUCCUACUCCGACUCCCGUUUCAUUUUCUAUCAAAUUGUACUGCGCUAUUUCCUGGUUGCCGCUUGUAAUUAUUAAACAAAGUUUUUGUUCAAAUUUCCAUCGAAGAAAGAAGUUAAACAAAUUGAAAUUUGACCAACU